CUGGAGGCUCGCAUACACAAGCAGGACGCGCGCCUCAUCGACGCCAUCAACCGCCACCAGCAGAACUGGACGGCCAAGUUCUAUCCGCAGUUCGAGGGGCUGAGCCUGGCGCAGAUUUUCCGGUAUAGAGGUGGUCAAAAAGUUCGGCAUUCGCUCCGCAAGGUGCGGAACCAUGAAAGCUCCAUGGAGACGCGUCUGCGCGUCUCCAUGCUCCCAAAGUCGUUCGACUGGCGCAACGUCUCCGGUAUAAACUAUGUCAGGCCUGUGAAGAACCAAGGCAACUGCGGGUCAUGCUACGCCUUCGCCAGCAUAGGAGUGAUCGAGUCGCAGCUCUUGCUCAGGAGUCAGGGCAGCGAGAACCUCGACCUCAGCGCCGAGGAUAUUGUCGGCUGCUCCCGCCUCUCCCAGGGCUGCGAUGGGGGCUUCCCCUACCUCAUUGCUGGCAGGUACGGCCAGGACAUGGGACUCGUGAGCGAGAAGUGCAUCCCUUAUGACAAUGUCGGAGGAGCCUGCGACCACAAGCGCGACAGCUGCAGGAAGAUCUACACUACAGAAUAUAGAUACGUUGGAGGAUACUUCGGAGCCUGCAAUGAGGAUGAGAUGUUGUUGGCAUUGGUCGAGAACGGCCCUCUGGCGGUCGGCAUCGAAGUGCAGGACGAUUUCAUGCAGUACAGCGGCGGCAUCUACCACCACACGGGACUCACCAGUGCAUUCAAUCCGCUGGAGGAGACGAACCAUGCCGUGCUGCUGGUGGGUUACGGCCAGAACAAGCAAGGCGAGAAGUACUGGAUCAUCCAGAACUCGUGGGGCACCUCCUGGGGAGUGGACGGCUACGUCUUCAUGAGACGCGGCACCGACGAAAUUGCCGUCGAGUCAAUGGCUGUCCAAGCCAUCGCUUACCCUUAGAUGCUCAUGCUCAGGCGACCGUCUUUGAAAUUACUUAAAACAGAAGCACGAUUAGUUAAUGGAAGAAAUGCUUUCUGAUAGAACCUAGCAGUUACGAGCUUGAUGGUAUCUUCCAAAUUAAACAUUAUUUCCUUUAAAACCUGGUGAGAGGGUCGAAAUCUAAUUCAACUUUUCUAGCAAAAAUAUUUUUUAAUCUUA
Hyalella azteca is the source of this 1104-nucleotide messenger RNA. Its product is annotated as dipeptidyl peptidase 1. The record is from RefSeq and is a predicted model, not a curated record. Gene Ontology annotation, cellular component: lysosome. Gene Ontology annotation, molecular function: cysteine-type endopeptidase activity. NCBI's taxonomy places the organism in Eukaryota, Metazoa, Arthropoda, Malacostraca, Amphipoda, Hyalellidae. The transcript is spliced from 6 exons. The annotation marks the transcript as partial.